Messenger RNA from Xyrauchen texanus (razorback sucker), 3877 nucleotides. Its product is annotated as protein APCDD1-like. Lineage: Eukaryota; Metazoa; Chordata; Actinopteri; Cypriniformes; Catostomidae. Gene Ontology annotation, molecular function: Wnt-protein binding. The record is from RefSeq and is a predicted model, not a curated record. The transcript has 5 exons. The coding region runs from base 438 to 1946 and encodes 502 amino acids. Gene Ontology annotation, biological process: negative regulation of Wnt signaling pathway. Gene Ontology annotation, cellular component: plasma membrane.
CACACACACACACACACACACACACACACACACACUCGCUCUCUCUCUCUCACACACACACACUCUCUCUCUCUCACACACACACACACACACACACACACACACACUCUCUCUCUCUCUCUCUCUCUCUCUCUCUCUCUCUCCCCAGUAGAAGCUCUAGUAAAACUCGAUGUCUGUCAUGUUUUGCGCGGGUUUCUCCAUCUCCUGUGUGAGCAGUAACUGCUGCAGGUCUGUACAUUUAUAAACGCGUGUGGAAUACGAGAGCGCUACAGAUGGUUGUCCCCGCGCGUCCAGCGCGUCUCCGGUGCGUCUGUGCGCGACGCGCGGAGGUUCUGUCGCACUGAAUGUAAAAUCUCCGGAUUAAAGACAAAACUCACAUCUGAUUGAAUUGAUGAAGGAACACACUGAGGGGAAAACUCUUUUGCUCUGCGGGAAUUAUGGCUGUAUCGGUGGUGUUGGUGCUGAUGGCGUUUGGUUGGGUGGAGGGGUCGUCUCUGUAUCUCUCAGAUGGACGCUUCCCUCGUCUGGCUCUGGAGAAGUCUCUCGUCUGGACGGCUAAAGACACACAGUGUCAUCACAUGCUGAAACAUCUGCACAACGGCGCUCGUAUCACAGUCCAGAUGCCGCCCAGCAUCGAGGGUCACUGGGUGUCCACGAGCUGUGAGGUGCGGCCCGGUCCAGAGUUCAUCACUCGCUUGUACCGAUUCUUCCACAACAACACCUUUCAGGCCCAUCAGUUCUAUUACGCAGACAAUCAUUGCACGAGUCCGACAUACACGCUGGUGGUGCGCGGCCGUUUGCGACUGCGCCAGGCGUCCUGGAUCGUGCGGGGUGGCACAGAGGCCGACUACCAGAUCCACCGCACACAUGUGAUCUGUCACUCCACAGCCGUGGCCAAAGAUCUCAGUCAGAGGCUGAAGCGCAGCUGUAGGGGGCCCGACAGGGAUCUUGGCCCCUGGGUGCCGAAUGUAGGUUACGAGUUGUGGAGCGAGGAGAGCGGUUGCGACUGCUCCAGAGGGCUAAAUUUUGCCAUGCAUGAACUGCAGCUGCUGCGCGUGGAGAAGCAAUACCUGCAUCAUAAUCUGGAUCAUCUAGUGGAAGAACUGUUCUUAGGAGAUAUUCACACUGAACCGGCACAGAGGAUGUACUACAGACCCUCCAGUUACCAACCGGCACUGCAGAACGGCAAGAACCACGAUCUCAGCUGCAUCGCCUGCCGAAUCAUCGGCCGCUCAGAUGAGUUUCAUCCGCCCAUUCUCCCGCUGCGGCCGGACCUGACGGUGAGUCUGCACGGGCAGUGGGUGUCCCAGCGCUGUGAGGUGCGGCCGGAGGUUCUCUUCCUCACACGACACUUUAUCUUCCACGACAAUAACAACACGUGGGAGGGUCAUUAUUAUCAUUAUUCUGACCCGGUCUGCAAACACCCCACGUUCAGCAUCUACGCCAGAGGACGCUACAGCUGCGGACUUCAAUCAUCCCGUGUGAUGGGCGGCACAGAGUUUGUAUUUAAAGUGAACCACAUGCGUGUGAUGCCCAUGGAUCUCGCCACCACGUCGCUGCUCAACGUCUUUAACGGAAACCAGUGCGGCGUUCAGGGCUCUUGGCAGGUGGGUGUGGAACAGGAUGUUACUUCGACCAAUGGCUGCGUAGCGCUGGGGAUACGCCUCCCGCACACAGAGUACGAGCUCUUCCGAAUGGAACGGGACGUUCACGGUAGACACCUGCUCUACAACGGACAGCGUCCCAGCGACGGAUUCAGUCCGGAUCAUCCAGAGAAGAGAGCCACUUCUUACCAGAUGCCGCUGGUCCAGUGUUCCGCCAGCAGCCGGAGGUCAAAGGUCAACACGGGCCACGACGCAGACCGGCUAAGCAACGGUUAUGACGACCUGCCGACGACAGUGGCGGCUGUGAUCUCGAGUGUUGCGUUUGUGGUUUUCAUUAGUUGACGGAGUUAAACAUAGACAACUGAACAUGCCCAUAAUUACCCAGAAUGCACUUGGGUCAACCGCUUGCGUAUUAUUGUUUUAUCUGAAGAGUCCGGAUGAUUAUAAAUGAGCGCUUUCAUGAUUUUAUAUAUGGCUGAUUGGAAAUGAGUCUUACAGGAAAGGUCCACCAUGUCAUUAUUUACUCACCCUCAUGUUGUUCCAACCCCAUAUUGUGUUUUCUAUAGAAAAAACACCAUAAAAGAGGCAUUAAUGGCUAUUAUUCCAAAAUGAUCUGUGAAUAAAGCUUUCAGUUUAUUCCUUGAACAAAGCCAUCUACGGAAGCCAUGAACCGCAAGUGUCGGGACAAUUUUGUCUUUUUUUUUUCUCUGAAAUGUUUUUCUGAAUUUGUUUGCUAGCGUUCAGUUAGCAUGAGUUCUAUAGAAUAAUACUAGAACUACGUUUUGCAAAACAAUGUUACAAAGUGUCCUAAUACAGGACAUCCCACAAUUAAAUGAAUGCACCGCAGGUUUAUAUGACAUUCGUUGUUAAGUGUGACAAUUAUUCCUGAUUGUUUGAUGACUUUCACCACAUUUAGUCAAAGUGACCAAAUAAUAAUCAUGCUUUAAAAAGAUUUCAGAGAAAACAAAAAUUUAAGGGAACUUUUUUUUUUUUCCAGAGCGAGAAAAAAAUUGAAAGAGCUGGAAAAAAAAAAAGUGUUGUUAUUGUUGUUGCAGGACAUAGGCUCAGGAAGGCACUAAUACACCUAAAAAAAUAUUUAACAUUUUUCUGAUUUUUUUAUUUUUUUUUUCAGAGAGAAUUAAAAAAAAUUUGCUAGAGCGGGAAAACUAAAAUUAAGGAGACGUAUAAAAAAAUAAAAAUAAAUAAAAUGGAGGACAUAGUCAAAAAAAAAAAAAAUUCAGGCAAAAUUUAUUUUUUUUUUCUGAAUUUUUUCCCCCUCAAAAGAGAUUUAAGUGAGAAAAAAAAAAAUUUCUGAAAAUUAUUUUUCCAGAGCGGGAAAACUAAAAUAUACGGAAGAGGAUUAGGGCCAAGCAAUAAUAAAAAAAUAAAACCAUCUCGAGAAUAAAGUCAUUAUAAUGCGAGAUUAAACUUAACGAGUUUUUUCUCGAAACACAACGACUUUAUUCUCGAUAUUUAAUGAGUUUAUUCUCAAGAUUGUAUUUCGACUUUUUUCUUGAAAUUUAACAAGUUUAAUCUCGCAUUAUAAUGACUUUAAUCUCGAGAUGGCUUUAUUUUUUUUUAUUAUUGCUUGGCCCUAAUCCUCUUCCGUAAAAAUAAAGGAGACUUAAUAUUAUAAUUUUUUUUGUAGGCCAUCAGGAGGCUCAGGAAGGCACUAACACACCCAAAACAGAUGUACCUGGAGUCCUACAAGUGUUUUUGCUCUGAAAUGUAUUUUUUCUCAAAUAGCAACACAUGAGAAUUGUUUUUGUUCUUGCUGGCUAACCGUUAGCAUGUGGUACCAAACUCAGCCACCAGGUGCCACUAUCAGUAAUCGCUUCAUGAAAUAUGUGUUUUGCAUCUUGCGCUUCAGGGCUUCCGUAGCCAUCAGAUGACUUUGCUUUUGACUUUUAGAGAUUAAAUGAUUUUUAUUAGAUUUGUUUGGGUGAACUGAUCCUUUAAAGGAUUCACUGGAGUAUUUUUCUAAACGUGAGUUUAAAAUGAACCAUUGAAGGGCAACAUGGAGCAAAAGGGAAAUAUUCUAACUGACCUUUGUAGACUUUCAUGAGGGAAUUUUAUGGAAUUGAAGUUCUUUAUUUUUACAUUUCAAAAACACAAACAACCACAUGAUUGUUUUACAAGUGUGACGUGGAAGAUUUGAUAUCUUCAGAUCUUUUGUAUGUUGAAACUGAAUAUUAAAGAUAACGCUGCACUAGAGGAUCAGUUACAGACACGACUGUCAGAUAUAAACCCAAUAAAGCAGAUUUCUAUUUUAA